Molecule: messenger RNA, 1324 nt
Organism: Teleopsis dalmanni
Lineage: Eukaryota; Metazoa; Arthropoda; Insecta; Diptera; Diopsidae
Product: 8-oxo-dGDP phosphatase NUDT18
Exons: 3
Coding region: 140-1186 (348 amino acids)
Molecular function (GO): 8-oxo-GDP phosphatase activity; magnesium ion binding; 8-oxo-dGDP phosphatase activity
Source: RefSeq, a predicted model, not a curated record
AGUUGCGGUCUGGCUGUGUUGCGGUGUGUCGCGUAUUUCAAACUUGCGCUAAAAAAGCUGUAAACUGAAAUCUUGCCUGAUCAUAUGUAAUAAUAUAAUAAAUAAUUUUUGGCAUACAUCUCGAAAAUUCUAAACAAAUAUGCCACAGACGCAGAUAAAUACAAUUACAUCCAUUGUAGAACAAAAAUUACUCAAUAUCAUAGCUGGAAAUGAUUUGGGUGAUAUUACCCAAGAACUAUGUGACUUUUCACUGCAGGAGCAGAACGCAACAGCUGAGGCACAGGGCUUACAACCAACUGCUUCAUCAGAUUUUGUGCCAGUACUCGGUAAGACAGUAACUUAUAUUGUUGCCUGUGUACUAAUAAAUGAAAACGAUGAAGUAUUAAUGAUGCAAGAAGCGAAAGAAUCAUGUGCAGGCAAAUGGUAUUUACCCGCAGGAAGAAUGGAAAAAGGUGAAUCUAUUUGUGAAGCAGCUUGUCGAGAAGUCUACGAAGAAACUGGCCUUAACGCCGAUAUGACAACAUUAUUGGCUAUCGAAGCUGCUGGCGGUUCUUGGAUGCGAUUUGUUUUAACUGGGCAUGUAACUGGUGGUAUACUUAAAACGCCAGCACAAGCUGAUAAUGAAUCUCUACAAGCAAGAUGGGUAUCAAAUAUUAUUGAUUUACCUUUGCGUGCUGAUGAUAUUUUAAAUAUAAUCGAAGUUGGUAGGGCGUAUAAAAAUCGUCUAAACUCGGCACCGCAAUUGUGGCAUAGCGAUAUUUUGCCCACAAAAUACUCACAUCAUAAAAAUUACAUGCGCGUUAUUGCUGUCAUACGUAAACGCGCUACAAACUCGCUAAAUGUCUUGAUAAGUGAGAAGAAUGAAUACCAUUUUCCAACUGUGGAAUUACAUCCUCAACGCAGCUUGCACUCCACUUUGCGCAAAUUCAUGAUUGAACUUUUUGGCGCAGAAUUACCACAACAUCGUCCACACGGUAUACUCAGCGUUGAGCAUUCUCCAUCUGCCAUACCAUACACUACAGAUGGCAUAUGCCUUAAUGUUUUGGUAGUCUUCCGACCUCCAUUAGAGGAAGUCUCAUUGAUUGGCAAAUGUAUUUGGCAUGAAUUAAGUAAACCGUUGGAAGAUAAAUUGGGUCGUAUGUUAUCAAGUAAAAACUCAACAAUACCCUUAAAUGUUAUACGUUAAAACAUUUAUUUUUAAAUGCAUAUAUAUUUAACAUAUAUAUAAAUCGAAUAGUUAUAUUUUUUUUUAAUCUCUGACUCUAAUGAUAUGUAAUAGAUUGUGUACUGUAAAUAAAUUCCAAGUUGACCUGAAACCAGUUAA